Owenia fusiformis is the source of this 1359-nucleotide messenger RNA. The record is from the annotation of a GenBank genome assembly. Lineage: Eukaryota; Metazoa; Annelida; Polychaeta; Sabellida; Oweniidae.
UGCGCCCACUUGGUUUAAUGUUGGGAAGAUCACUGCAACUCUAGAAGUCUCUUGUAAUAGAUAAUACAUAUUGUAAUAAGUACAAUACAAGACAUCAAAAGAACACAGAACAUGUAUCUGUUUAUAAACUAAAAUAGGCACUGAAGAUGCUUAACAAGUUGAGAAAUAAGUAAUGGUCUCAGCUUAUAUGCUGAUUGUAUGCAGGGUUGUAACUUUACCUUGAGGCUAAUCUCGAUUCAUAUCAAUCAUUGUUCUUUUCAACUAACUGAUUUCAGUUUCAUGAUUGUAGUGAGUCUACAUAGAGCAUUCAGUUACAGAAUGAUGCAGAUUAUUAAUUACGGUAAUCUGACAUGUAUUUGAACUGUUUAUUGGGUAGCCCUACCUCACAGAGCAUAGAAUGAUGAUGGAACAAACAGAAUAACUGAACGUUGACAUAUGUAUGUUGAACCAGGAGGGAAAAUGUUGUUUCGUCGACCUGCCAGAUUGUUUCUACUUUUAUGCACAGCCCUCAGCCUGUAUACCUACCUGCAUCUUAUGUUAUGGUCCAGUGACCAUGGUGAUAUGACAUUCACAGAACACAAUAAAGGGAGUUUCCAUAUUGUCAGUAGUUUCCCAUAUCUCCUUGGCAACCGGAAAUACAGAGAGAUGAUGGGAUAUGGCAACUAUUCAAAAGAUGAGUUGGUUGUUAGGCAACAAGAGUUCUUGGAAACAUUAAUAGAAAAUAUCAACAAUAGUGUUGUAGGGAGUGUGCGACUUAUGAUUGAAACUGAAGAAGCGGUAGAGUAUAUCAAAUCUCAGAACCUAAAGCACAUUGAGAAAAUUAUCUUCCAUCGUAUACAAAGUAAUCACACUUACAAAGAAGCUUUCACCUAUGCUAAUGAUAACCUAUUUGGGAAGUUUGUGAUAUUCAUGAAUGGGGACAUAGUCUUAGGAGAUGGUUUUGAGAAGCUAGACCUAAGAAGGUUACUAGUUACCAGGACAGCCUAUGCUUUAACCAGACAUGCAGAUCACCUUCAUCGUUGUGACAUGGACAACUUCUGCCUAAAGGCGAAUUACAUCGGGUCACAUGAUGUAUUUGUCUUUCACCUAAAACCAAAAAUUGAGGAAAAAACUUUGAGUGUGUUAGAUUUUCCGACAAACAGCCAUGGAGCGGAGAACGUGUUGAUAGACAUAUUGAGAAGUGAUAUGAAAUACACUGUAUUGAACCCUUGUUAUGUCCUCAAGUUAUGUCAAAAUAACCGAUAUUACAAGGCUAUGGAACUCAAAAGAAGCCACAACCUGGAUCUUGAAGAUAUGAGAAUAACCAAGCGAUCUCAGUCAAGCCAGCCCCUGAUGUACGUGUACGUAACUCAAACGUAA